Molecule: messenger RNA, 871 nt
Organism: Esox lucius (northern pike)
Lineage: Eukaryota; Metazoa; Chordata; Actinopteri; Esociformes; Esocidae
Product: insulin
Exons: 3
Coding region: 393-713 (106 amino acids)
Cellular component (GO): extracellular region
Molecular function (GO): hormone activity
Source: RefSeq, a predicted model, not a curated record
UUCAAACAAACACUGUUUUUGGUCUUUAGUGGGACUGCAACAGGAUCAGGUUGGCCAUUCACAAGCCACCAGUCCCUGGAAUCCAUCUUAGACGGAGAACACAUCAGUUAUGUCCGGUUCAUUGGAUCGCCGCUUGGAUCACUUAGCAAGACAAACAUGUCUAACGAGGCGAACAAUUGGAUUGCCACUUAACCGUCUGAUUUCUUUGAGUGACUCGUUUUCGCUGAUGCAGGCAUAAACUACUGGCCCUUAUUCUGAGACCCCUCUGCUCCAGGGGUAUAAAACCAGAGAGGACCUGAUGUUCUGCCUCGACCAAUUCACCCCAGGGCAACUCAGCAACCCCUUUCCAGAAAGCUUCUACACCACCAUCAACUCUACAGUCCAUCAUUGCCAUGGCCUCAUGGCUCCAAGCUACGUCUCUCCUGGUGCUACUGAGCCUCUCCCCCGGGGCCAACAGCGCAGCAGCCCAGCACCUGUGUGGCUCUCACCUGGUGGACGCCCUCUACCUGGUGUGUGGAGAGAAGGGAUUCUUCUACAAUCCCAAGAGAGAUGUGGAUUCCUUAAUAGGUUUUCUCUCUCCAAAAUCGGCCCAGGAGAACGAGGUCGCCGAGAACCCCUUCAAAGACCAAAUGGAGAUGGUCAAGAGAGGCAUCGUGGAGCAGUGCUGUCACAAGCCCUGCAACAUCUUCGACCUGCAGAGCUACUGCAACUGAUGCCUGUGGCACUGCUCAGUCUGACCCCCCCGACCUGCUCCAGCGCUCAGAAAAUAUAUCCCUGUCUCAAAACUCUGCUUUAAUAAGUGCAUUGAUGAAAUGGCCUAGACAUGUUUUAUUUUUCCUAGAAAAUAAAGUUCUAUGAAAUGACCAAGAAC